AUGAUAAAACCAGUUAGUCUGGCAUGUGGACAUUCUGGGUGCAUGAAGUGCUUGCACUCUGUCGUCUCUCUCUCCGACAACGCGGCAUCAAACACAGCUCCGUGCCCCGUUUGCCGCGAAACUUUCCAUCGCGAUCGAUUGCAUCUGAACGUCAGCCUUGACGCACUAACAAGAAAUCUGAGUAUGCAUUGUAGCAAUUCUGGUUGCAUAUGGAAAGGCACUCUGGAACAAGCAAGGCACCAUGGCAAGGGCUGUCCCAAAGCUGUCGUAAAAUGCCCUAACGUUGGAUGCCACCACUCUUCCUUGCGCGAGGACAUGGACGAGCACAGCAAUAGCUGCGAAAAGGCUCUAGUAGAUUGCCCUGGCUGCAGGAAGGAAGUAGCGAGAAGUCGUUUAGCCCAACACGAACGGAGGGAGUGUUUCUAUUCAAAAAUAGACUGCCCACUCGGAUGUGGCAUGAAAUUGCCGAGGUAAGACCCUUACAAUUAACCAAAUGACCAUGGUAAAGCUUGAACUGAACUUUUGCACGAUCUGCACAUCUUGACAGUUCACAACACCGUGGUCUUUUUCUAAAAACUAGUCAAAAAAAAUUCAAAGAAUUCCUUUUAGAAUUUCCUCAGGCGAGAAUGAGACGCAUCUGUUACAGGAAUCUUUGUACAUUGAUUACAACGUCUGAGCUAAUAGAAUUUGUGACUCAAUACUGAGAAAUAAACCCAUUAACACCUCUCCAAUGGGAUUUUUCGGGCAUGAAGUACAAGGACAAAAGUACAAUAAUACAGCAUACAGCACACUUAUAGGCAGUGAACCGGCUGAAGCGAGAGUGAAGUACGGUCAUACUUUCUUGGACCAGUAGCAAUAAGUAAUACGGGUUGCAAAGCUCCGAAUGGUUUAAUUAAUUAGUCUUAAAGUUCGUAUAACCCAAAAUAAUUAGUGACUGUUGGUAAUGUUUUUCAGAGCCCAUGUGUGUUUGCACCAGCACAAUUGCCCAUUGAAGGCCUUACAGUGCAAAGUGAGAGGCUGUAAACAAAUAAAACACAGGAGGGACAUGGGUGCUCACGUGUACGAUGCGGCGAGAUCACACUAUGACUUACAGCAUGGUGAGAUACAGCGGUUAUUGGGCCUAAUACAAAGAAAGGUAAGUCUCUCAACUGAUAUCGAUAAAAAAAUACGAUGGAACACCAUUAAUACUGACACCAAGGGGACAUACCGAAGUGUCCGUAAUAUCAGGGUGGCCAGAAGGCUCUCAAAUGAAAAAGGGUUAGAGCAGACAUUUUAACGGCAACAAAACGUUUAAAAAUUGUACUUUGACUGUGACAUUAUUUUAGGCUAUGGAAACCUGACGGCUAUUUAUCAUACUCUAGGAUAACUUUAUACCUAAUUGUAACUGCAACUGACGAGUUGAAUCUAUGGAAACCGUACGUUCAUCUAAUAACUCAAUGUUCACGGACUAAAAUUACAGUAACUUAUAAGAGGGUUAAUUUUAUGGCGACAAUGUGAACUUUUCGACGGGACAAACGAAAUGGUCUCUAAUAUCGGGGUGUCCGUGUUAAGCAGGCGUCCGUAGAGCGUGAUUCCACUUUAAUGUUUAAAGCAAUGACAACAACAAAAAAAAAAAAGAGGAGAAAAGACACUGAGUUGUACUGUAAAUUCUCCUACAGGAAACUGUGAUGGAACAAGUGGAAGAAAAGGAAGAUAUGGUUGUGUCAUUCUCCUGGAGAAUUUACGACCUUCCUGCCUCUCUCGCCACCGUGACAGAAGAACGACCUCUCACGAGUGGCGAGAUUAAAUCCCACGGAUACACUUGGAGGGCAGUAUUCACAAAAAACUUGGAUUUGUUUGUACAGCUGGUUUCUGCCUCAUCUCCCGUUUCAGUAGAGAUAAGGUGAGAGGAGCUGGUGUGAAAUAUUGGCGUGUAAAUUUUUUUCAUGCGAAUGGACAGCACCUGACAGACCUCUUAGGCCCCCCAAAAAGUCAGAAAGUAGAUUGGAGUCAGGUAAUGAAAAUUGUCGAGGGAGGGUUUUGCUCUUAUGAUGAGCUUAUACCAAUAAUGAUCAGUUAAAAUCCAUUUAAAAUUACGCGAGUGCAAUAGCUCGAUUGACACGACUUGUCAAGAACGGAUAUUACUGAUAUGAAGUAAACAGGUAUACAUGCGAUAUAACACAUAGAAGAUUAAUGGCAAUUCAUAACCUUUUGGUUUUUAUCUUCAUAGGAUGGUGAUUUCUCCAGGAAAGGAAAACGAAACCAUCAAAAAGCUACCACCCACAAGAAUGAGAGAGGGAUCGAUGUGGGGGUGUAACCUUUCACAAGUAAACCGUUGGGUCGAUGUGGAGGGGGAGAUUGAAAUAAAGUUUUUAAUCAUUUAUAAUAUAUGUUUUAAAAUAGAAUAA
Porites lobata is the source of this 2387-nucleotide messenger RNA. NCBI's taxonomy places the organism in Eukaryota, Metazoa, Cnidaria, Anthozoa, Scleractinia, Poritidae. The record is from the annotation of a GenBank genome assembly.